This is a messenger RNA of Lactuca saligna, 423 nucleotides long. NCBI's taxonomy places the organism in Eukaryota, Viridiplantae, Streptophyta, Magnoliopsida, Asterales, Asteraceae. The record is from the annotation of a GenBank genome assembly.
AUGCCAUUAAAGAUGGAGAUCGUCGGAGCCAACCCAUCUACAUCGGAAGUUGUUGUUGUGGACCGCCGCUGCCGUUCGUCGGGCAGUUGUGAUCACCACAUCUCUUCUCUCUUUCUUGCCAUCGUCGUUGCCUCAUUUCAUGGUGGUCUCUUCUCAGUCACGACCAUCGUCACCGUUUGGCUCGGUUCUGUUACUCAGGUCAUUGGUCUAGCCACUGUAACUACCAUCAUAUUUCGUCGUCGCUGCUUCUUCUGUUUCAUGAUCAUGGGAUUGUCCAGCUGCCGCCUGCCUCCGACGUUGAGGUUGCUGCUUUGUGGGUAUAUGAGUUCCGUCAUGCGGGUGUUAGUCUCAACCCAUGUCGCAUGCGAGGAUGUGUUUAAAUGGCUGGAAAACGGAGGAGAUCCCAAGGGCUCCAAAGUUUAG